AUGGAUACAGUAGUCAACUUCAAAGCUUUCUGUAACACUGACCCAAAAAUCCUUCGCCGUAUUAUUUUCCCCAAAGUUGGUGAUAUUUCUUAUUCAAAUCUUCAAUCCAAGCUAUCGCAAUUGUUUAAUAUUAAAGACUUUAAAAUUCGUUAUAUUGACGAAGAGGAAGACCUAAUUGCCAUCGAUAAUGAUCUUGAUUUACAUGAAGCUAUUAAACAUGUUGGUGGCUUGACAAAUAAUGAGCGACUUGUUAUUAAAUUGAGUUUAGAAAAACUACCUUCUACAACUUCUACAACAAUCAAUAACGACCAAUCUGAACAAGAUCCACAAGAAGAUUCUGCGCCGCAACAAUCAUCCAUUGAAACUGCGCAAACGCCCAAUAAUCAAGAUCACGAUGAUAGAAAUUCUCGAGACGAAUUUGCCUUUGAGAAUGUUCUUAAUACUAGCAUCAAAAUGGUACAUAACUUUGUUUCUCAACUUAGCUCAGCAAUUGAAAGAGAUUUAUCAAAUUUGAACUUAAGUAUUCCUCGGCAGCUUGGCGAUAGUCCCAGAGAAACGUUAAAUUCGCAAACGCAAACUGAAAAUAAUCAAACACCAUCUAAUCCUGAACAACAAUCUUCUUCAGAACCCAUGGAACAUCCUGGAGUAAUCUGUGAUAAUUGCCAUAAAAGAGUUCGUGGAAUGAGAUGGAAAUGUAUAACAUGUCCAAACUAUGAUCUUUGCCAAGUGUGCAAAACGAAUAAACCUAAUGUUCAUAGUCAUGAAUUCCGUCCCAUUCCUUAUCCUAUCAAUUCUAGUAAUAAUUCUCGUACCGGAUUAAGAGCUGUAAAAAAUAUGCAUUCAGCAACUUGCGAUUAUUGUGAAUCAGUAAUCAUUGCAUUUUCUUCUACACAACAUCCAAAUCAUACAUUUGUUCCAAUUCACCGUCCUGGUGAUCCAGAUAUUAAGAUACCUGCGUCACCCAAUAAUAAACAUGAUCCCAAUCAUGUUUUUAUCAAAUUUAAGAGACCUGUUCCUUCACCGAUCUCUUCUACCAGACCUUUACUUCAAAAUUUCUAUUCUCGCCCUGAACCUAAAAAUUAUCAAAAAGAAAAUAGACAACCAAAGUCACAAAAGCCACUUAAUAAAGAAAACACCACGGAACCUUCUCCCAGAAAAUCUAGUUGUUUUAUCCCUAUUGUGAGACCAACUACUGGUGUUGAACAAUCAAUCGAUCCUAAUUUCAGUAGUGCACCUAUUAACCUUUAUGGGCCACCUAGAACAUCAACUGUUUCAUUAAAUUCAUUAAAUUCGUCAAGUUCUUCCGUUACCCGGGUCGAAGAGCCUCAAACUCCUGCCACUAAUACUAUAAACUCCACAGAUGUUCCUCUCAUCCCCAUAAAAGUUCAAGCUUCACCAAUCAUUACCGCUCCUAUUCCCAAAGAAGUUUCGCCUCCACCAGUCACUACUGCUACAACUGUUUCUUCCAUUCCCAAAGAAGUUCCAUCUUCACAAGCUAGUACUAAUUCUUCCAUCCUCAUAGAAACUUUUCCUUCUGAAGUUAAACAAAAACCAAUUAUUGAACCAGCCUUAAACGCUCGGUUCGUUGAUGAUAUAAAUAUUCCUGAUGGUACCGUUCUUGAACCUCUAACCCAAUUCCAUAAAAUCUGGAAAAUGGUAAACAACGGUGAUAUUAAUUGGCCAGAAGAUACCAUUUUAGUACACGUUGGUGGACCACGAAUGGUUAAGGAAGGAAUACUUGGCAGAAAAGAUAUUGAAUUUCAAGUUGGUCCCGUUGCAGUUGGCGAAACUAUUAACAUCACAGCCGAUUUGCAAGCUCCUUUAGAACCUGGCAAACAUGUUUCAUAUUGGUGUUUGGACGAUGGCAAUGGAAAUAAAUUCGGUCAUCGUGUCUGGUGUGAUAUAACCGUUGAAGCCGAAGAUUCAACUACUGCCAACAUGUCUGCUUCUUCUAUGAUCUUCCCUGUGAUGAAUUUUGAUCAUAAAUCAGUAUCUGCACAAUCUGAAAAAUCAACUGAUAUAGAUGAUAAUUCCGUUAUCUCGGGACAAUAUGAUUCCGAUGAAGAAUCUGAUGCUAUGUCUACUACUUCAAGUGAAGAUUCCGCACAGGAUUUCAUAGUUGUUGAGAAAGAUUCAGAUGAUGAAACGGAUCUUCGUCAAUCUCAACAUUCAUUAAUGGGUGGUCGUAAUGUUCUUAAAUAUUGA
This is a messenger RNA of Diversispora eburnea, 2205 nucleotides long. The record is from the annotation of a GenBank genome assembly. Lineage: Eukaryota; Fungi; Glomeromycota; Glomeromycetes; Diversisporales; Diversisporaceae.